UGGCGCUAUUUAGGUUCGAUUUUGCAGUCCAACUCGUCAAAGCAUCCAGAGCCUCGGGAAACAUCACACCAAUUGAAACCACCAGUUUGAGGAGAUUUGGUUUUCCUAUAUAUGCUGUGAAGUAGCCUGUGAAAAUAUUUCUGCAUAUGAAAUGCCUAAAGCAGGUGUAAGGAAGGUCCACCGGGUGAAAAUACUGCAUCCUAACAGUCGCAAAGCCAUGAAACUCACUGGAGCUGUUAUAAGGAAAGACAGAAUUGCAAGGGUACGCCAAGAGACCUCCUUGAAGAUCGGCCUCCUAGUUGAUAAGUUGUGGUGGUUUCAAGAGAAUGCUGACCCAGAAAAGACCAAGUACACACAAGAAGAGCUCUGCGGACUGGUGGAAAGCUACUUGCAUCGAUUUGAUGAGGAGUUAGAGCAGAUUGACAUCAUCCAGGGCAUGAAGGGGAGGAAAGGACGGCAACAUGCAACAAGGGAAGAUAUCAUCAAAAGUACCUUGAAGACAGAGCAGAGGCUGUUCAAUACAUGUGGGUUAGAGGCACCUGAUUUGGUUGACCAAAAAAACCUGGCUCGCUUUUUGGAGUGGGACGGCACUGCAAAAGAUGUAAGCGUAAUUAAAAUGAAAAAAGUGGUUGCCAGGGCGCUAGGCACCGAGGAAAGUAUCACGUCAUAAAGGUCAUCCAGCAUGACGAAAUGGUGAAGAUUAUGAGGUAACAUCUUCCUUAGAGGUGAAUGUAAACACAGUGGAUAUGUUUAUGCCUAACCUAGGCACUUCCCACCUUUUAAAACUAGGUUUUAAAAUUACAGAAACUUUAUAGUAAGGCUUUAUGAUAGUAAGCUUUAAGUAUGAUGUCACAAUGUUUUGGUACUGUAGCCGAGUUCAAUUUUGCUACAUGAAUCUUUUUUUUCACUUCAGGAACAGCCUGGUUUUGCCAUGGGACAUUACACUUAUUUAUGCAAAGAAGUUCAAGAAAAAUACGGAAAUCUUUCUUUUUUCAACCAAUUUAAUAUUUAAUUUUAGCAAAUGCAUGUAAGCAAGAACGUAAUUAUGUCAAUUGUGAUACAAAAGUUGAGGGAUUUUUUAAGGCAAAGGGAAUACACAGGAAUAUUCUAUUGUUAGAAUGUGACUGCCAAAAGGAUGAGGUGCAAACUUCUCACUUUUUAAGUGUUCCUCCUUUCUGGUUUACAACUGCUUUAUUUACAAAACUUUAUACAUAGGCAUAAAAAGAAAAUGAUUUAAUCAAGGAUUUCAUUAAAUUGCAGGCAAAAUGAAGUUUAUAAUCAAUUGUUAAAUUGCCUUUGUUUUCUGAUUCUCAGUUACAAAAAAAUCAAAUUCAAGUUCAAUCAGUGAAAUACAAAAUCAUUUCGACCCUGUACAAAUCAUUUCAGGCUCCUUACAAUCACAGAUGAUUACAGUUUGUCAUAAAAAUACAGUGUAUACAUCCCUUAUAGUUACUCUCGCAGAGUUUGUUAACUCUUGUUCACUCAAUUCUCAGCACUGCACUCAGGUAUUUGUAGAGUUUCUGUCAUCCAAGUCAAUUUGUGACACCGAGUAGCACGGGUAGCAGGGUAGUUGUGAUUGACACCAAGAGUGACCACGGACCAUCUAAAUUUAAAGAAAUGGCCAAACCGUACAAGUACUACAUUUCUAAUUUGACAAAAAAGGUAAGUUCCUGACUGUAAUUCAAACUUCAAAAUAAUCCUUAAUAACUUUGGACUAAAUUACACAGCUGAAUACUUCACCCUUGACAAAUAUAACUAAAAUCAAAUCAAAUUGCAUCUACAAAUUCUAUUGAUUUUUCAGUGAAGGAGAGGAACUUUAUCUUCUGACAACAAAAAAUGAACUUAAAAGAAUUUGCCAAAAUAAAUGGGUAUUUACACUCGGGAAUUUCUUCAGUGGAUUGUACAUAAAGUGUUGAGUUUUGCUCCACUGCUGGCCUUGACAACAAAAUCUGGGUUUUCUUUGGUUCUAUCAUAACCAUGGCAGGUUAUUUGUUAUUAGGACUCUGCCAGUAGUGGGAACACACACAGAUCAACUAAACAGAAAAGAACUGUUUUUAUAUUUGUCACUGGUCAACUGGCCUCUGGCAUUAAUGAACACAAAAAAAA
Acanthaster planci (crown-of-thorns starfish) is the source of this 2106-nucleotide messenger RNA. RefSeq names its product translation machinery associated 16 homolog (gene tma16). Lineage: Eukaryota; Metazoa; Echinodermata; Asteroidea; Valvatida; Acanthasteridae. The record is from RefSeq and is a predicted model, not a curated record. Gene Ontology annotation, cellular component: nucleus.